UUAUGUUGUCCAAAGAUGCAUUUUACAGAUUCGUAGCUUGAGGCGAGAUGUUUCAUGAAACCGGUUUUUAACCCCUUCUGUCCCUGCUUUAGAUAUGGAGAAGAGAUGACACCUUCAGGUCAGGAGCAGAGCUGUAGACUGUUAUUUUGGAGUUAAUUGCUAUAAAAUAGGGAAAUAAUUUAAAGAAUGGAGUUUGUCGAUGCUGCCCGGGUUCACUUUCUUUGUUGCAGCAUUAGCAGUAAUCCGUAGAUAACAUAAAGAUGCCCCUAUCUAGCAGCAUUAAAAGCAGCCUUGUGGGUGGAGAAAGCUGCAGGUUUUUUUUUUCACCCUGCUCGUUUUGUUCUUGGCAUCCUUCCAUUUUUCUGAACUUCUGGUACCCGACUGGUAAGACCUGAAACUUGCUGUUUAACAAGUGCCCGUCGCCAAGACAGUUGGUGCACGCGAUCAGCACUGCUACGUCUUCCCCCAGGAGCAGAAAGAAGACACGGUUCAAUGUGCAAACCUUCCCCAUCCCCAGCUUCUCCCUCCAACACCAGAGCAUCACUCGUACAAAUGAAAGCAAAAACCUGUAUCAGCAGCCAUAACCCUGUCAACAGUAACUCAAAGCCAUUCAGAGCGCCCAAAGACAAUCUACUUACCUCCAACAACAAGCAAAACGCGGUGUUCUCUUCAAAAGUAUCAAGAGACAAACCAUGCGGUCCUGUUCCUGUAGUGAGCCUCGAGAAAAUCCCAAAUCUUGUGAAAGCAGAUGGUGCCAAUGUUAAAAUGAAUUCAGCCACUAACUCCUCUUCAGCGGCAUCUUCGUCAUCCUCCCUAGCAAAACAGUCUGUGGUAACGAAGCCUGUACCCCCUUCACCAGAAAAGAUCCUCAAUGGGAAAGGAAUAUCAUCUUUAGACAAAAAGCAUCAAAAUGGUACCAAAAGCAGCAACAAGCCUUACAAAAGAAUCUGUGAGAGAGAAUUUGAUCCAAAUAAGCACUGUGGAGUACAGGAUCCUGAGACAAAGAAGCCGUGUACAAGAUCUCUCACAUGCAAGACACAUACACUUAACCACAGACGAGCAGUUCCAGGUCGUAAGAAACCAUUUGACAUUCUGUUAGCUGAACACAAGGCUCGAUCAAGGGAUAAAGAGGUAUUAAAAGACAAAGAUCAUCCACAGAAUGUACGAGAAACGCAUCAAAACCAGCCUGCACCAACGCAAGAACAGUCAUCAGUGUUGUCUGCUAACUCUGCUUUGGAACCAAAAGUGACAUCACCUGCAAAAGCCCGACCUCCUAAUUCUCUCCUACCUAGACCAUCUUCUGCAAACAGCGUAAAUAGCUCAAGUUCAUCAAACCACAGUGCUUUUGUGCCAGAGCCCACUGUAAAUCCUGCAUCGGGGGAUCUGGCCAGUCGGCUUUCAAGCGAUGAAGGGGAAAUUGAAGGUGUUGAAGAAACAGAAAAAUUAGACUGUUACUACUCUGGACAUCACCCUAAACCUCUUGCGUUUUGCUCAUUUGGAAGCCGUUUGAUGGGAAGAGGGUACUAUGUGUUUGAUAGACGGUGGGAUCGCUUUCGGUUUGCAUUAAAUUCCAUGGUGGAGAAACACUUGAAUUCACAAAUGUGGAAAAAAAUUCCUCCAGCCGCAGAUAGUCCUAUGCCUCCUCCAGCACCACAUAUCAGCAGCUCAUUUCCUGCAUCUGUUCUGCAGCCAUUCAGCAGUCCGAGUUCUGUAUACCUCCCCUCCCCUCCCACCAACUCCAGAACCACAUCCUCAUCCUCAUAUAUAUUAUCGAAUGCGUCCUUUGUCUCAACAUCGGACACAAACUCUGUUACAUCACACACCACUGCGUUCCCCCAUGUUGCACCAUCUUUGAAUAUUAUGGACUCUACUUUUAAAGCCCCUUCUGCUGUUUCCUCUGUACUGGCCACCAGUCCCUCACCAUCACACAAGCCACCAAAAUCCAAACCUGGGAAAUCUUCAAAAGCAAAAGACCUGUCUUCACGGAGCGACGAGCCUUCAAGUAACAAAAAGAAAAAGCCUCAGACGCCUUCUUCCACCUCUUCCUCCUCUUUACCUUUACAGACGUCCUCCUCGUCUACGUUUUCAGGGUCCCACAAGAAAAACUGCGUUUUGAACUCUAGUGCUACAAUAAACUCUUAUCAGGCAACUUCUUCCUAUAAUAAUGUGUCUGUGCACAAUGCAAACAAUGGAACAAGCCCAAUUAGUGCCAAACUGGAAUCCCCAGUAAGGACUUCUUUGUCUGGUAGCUCAACGGACUCCAUAAAACACAUGAGCAUGGUUGUUAGCAGUAUUGACUCUAGCCUGUCAGUGUCUUCUCUGGUGCACCAUCCUGGGGAGCACACAUUGGCAGUGCACAAUGCAGUGUCCUCGCUGCCUCUUCCCUUUGACAAAUCUGAGGGGAAAAAGCGUAAAAACUCUAGUGCAAGCAGUAAGGCCUGUAAAAUCACUAAAAUGCCUGGUAUGAACAGUGUUCACAAAAAGAGCACCACCAACCUUAUCUCUUCUGUGCCAGAUCCCCCAAAUAGCUCUAUGUCUCGACAGAUGGGGAAAAGUAGCAGUGUAGCUUUGUCACAAUCUACUCCUUCAAGUACAUCAAAUCCUGUACACAACAAGCAAAAGACUUCGAAUCGUGCCGGCAGAAUAAGAACACUUCCAUGACACUGGGAGAUAAUUGGACGAUUACUCUGAGAUCUCAGCAGGCGCCCAUUAAGCUUUUCACUUGCAGUGGGCAGGGACAGUGUCGCCUUUCAUAACUACAUGACAGAGAUGUGUUAGUCUAAAGUUUACAGAACCAAACUGGGUGUUUUUGCUUUGUCACUUAGUUUGUGUAUUACUUUUCCUGUAGAAAUCCUUCUCGAUCUCAAAGGUAUUUUAGGAGAAAAGCAAAAUCUGCCUUGAAACCCUUUCUUCCUCUUCCCCAACUUCUGACAGUAAAAAGGUCACAUCAGCAAUGUCUGUACUUAUUUAUGUUUCCUCUUUUCUUUCCCGAUACAAGUCAUUUCUUUCAAUUCCAUUUAAAAAAAGUUACUGCAGCUGAGACAAUAUGGCACUUGAUGAUAUAAUCAUAAAUGAUUCCAAACUAAUACGUUGAAGAAAAGCCAUGUGGAUUGUCACUGAUAUCUGCGUGAGGUCCAUUUCUUUGGAAAGGUUGUACAUGUAUUACCAGAAUACACAGCGGUGUAAUGUGUAGUAGCUUAAUUUGUAAUGGGAGAUGUUCUGUUACACAAUGUUAUUCACAUUAUAGUGUGUUCUGGGAUCUAAGAGACAAUUGCGAGCCAGCCUUCUUCAUUUGAUGAAGUCUUCCUCAGUUUCUGGUUACCAGUUCCUUGGAUAAAGCAAACUUUUAUAGUCAAAUGAAAAAAAGCAGGAAAAAU
Molecule: messenger RNA, 3377 nt
Organism: Bufo bufo (common toad)
Lineage: Eukaryota; Metazoa; Chordata; Amphibia; Anura; Bufonidae
Gene: ATXN7L1
Product: ataxin 7 like 1
Exons: 10
Coding region: 493-2661 (722 amino acids)
Source: RefSeq, a predicted model, not a curated record